This is a messenger RNA of Fusarium sp. VM40, 1245 nucleotides long. The record is from the annotation of a GenBank genome assembly. NCBI's taxonomy places the organism in Eukaryota, Fungi, Ascomycota, Sordariomycetes, Hypocreales, Nectriaceae.
AUGGAAAUGAACCCUGUUUUCUCUGGCGUUCCCGCCAACAACGGUCCCCCUUCUGGUCCAAUGGCGUUCCAGAACGGCACUCCUCCUGCUCCUGACAUGGGAUCCGUCUCUUCCCCUCCUGGUGUUGGCCCUGACAGCCAGAAGAACACCCUUUGGAUGGGAGAGCUCGAACCCUGGAUGGACGAGAACUUCAUUAAGGGAGUGUUCAUGUCCGCGGCUCACGAAAGUGUUAAUGUCAAGGUCAUCCGCGACAAGAACUCCGGUAAUGCCGGUUACUGCUUUGUUGAGUUCCAGACUUCCGAAGCUGCCAACAAGGCCCUUGGUAUGAACGGAAGCCCUGUUCCUAACAGUACUCGCUCUUUCAAGCUCAACUGGGCAUCCGGUGGUGGUCUUGUCGACCGCAGGGACGAUCGUGGCCCCGAGUACAGCAUCUUCGUUGGCGACCUUGGUCCUGAGGUCAACGAGUACGUUCUUGUCUCUCUCUUCCAGGGUCGUUUCCCCUCUUGCAAGUCGGCAAAGAUCAUGACCGACGCCAUGUCUGGCCAGAGCCGCGGCUACGGUUUCGUUCGCUUCUCUGACGAGAACGACCAGCAGCGCGCUCUCGUCGAGAUGCAAGGUGUUUACUGCGGCAACCGACCUAUGCGCAUCUCUACCGCUACCCCCAAGAACCGCGGCAACCACGGAUUCCCCGGCCAGGGCCCUCAGCAUGGCGGUCCUAUGAUGGGCGGCAUGCCUCAGCAGCAGAUGUGGAACGGAGGUGGUAUGCAAGGCUUCGGCGGCUACGGUGGUGGUUUCAACCCUGCCACCCAGAUGAACCAGUUCACUGACCCUAACAACACCACUGUCUUCGUUGGUGGUCUUUCCGGCUACGUCACCGAGGACGAGCUGCGAUCGUUCUUCCAGGGCUUCGGUGAGAUCACCUAUGUCAAGAUACCGCCUGGCAAGGGCUGCGGUUUCGUCCAGUUUGUCCACCGCCACGCCGCCGAGAUGGCCAUCAACCAGAUGCAGGGUUAUCCUAUUGGAAACUCUCGUGUCCGUCUCAGCUGGGGUCGAUCUCAGAACAACUCUGGAGUUGGUACCCCCUACCGCCCUGCUCCUCCCCCUCCUCACUACAUGGGCAUGCCUGGCCACGGUGGACCUGGUAACUACGGCCCUCAGCACUAUGGUGGCCCAGCCCCUGGUCCCCAAGGACCGCCUGGUCCUCCUGGUCCCCCCGGCCCUAACGGUCCUCCCCAGGAGUAUUAA